Messenger RNA from Acanthoscelides obtectus, 1388 nucleotides. The record is from the annotation of a GenBank genome assembly. Lineage: Eukaryota; Metazoa; Arthropoda; Insecta; Coleoptera; Chrysomelidae.
GUCGGGCACGUUCUGUGCCGUGUACAUCUGUUUAAAUUACCUUAGACUAAUCCAUCGACAAACUAUUCAGAAGUCACUAAGAAAACAUUUCAUUCAGGUAUUAGCUGAUCAAUAGAUCUGUUAAAACAGGAAAAAGAAGUAUAAAUAGUAAAACCGAAAAUGCCUCGGUGUCAGUGUUCUAGCACCGUACCAAAAACAAAUACUAAGCCGUAUAGUCAUUCCAUCUAAGACUAAGAUGUUCAUCUUCGGUAAAUGGGCUCCUAUAUUUUUCACGCUUGUAUCAACCUGUACGCCAUUUUUUAUUCACAAAAAAGAAGAUACUGAUACUGUUAUACUGACUCAUGUGGUAUUCAGGCAUGGUAAUAGAACCACCGAUAGUUCCCUGUACCCUAAAGAUCCUUACCUCAAUUACGACUACUUUCCUUAUGAUUAUGGGCAACUUACAAAUGCGGGAAAAGUGAAAGAAUACACAAUAGGAACAUCUUUGCGUGAGCGUUACGAUGCAUUCUUAGGAGACGUCUACUACCCGAAAAUUGUGGAUGCCAGAAGUACUGACACCAAUAGGACAAAGAUGUCACUAGAACUAGUGCUUGCAGGUUUAUUUCCACCCAGGACAACUCAAAUAUGGAAUCCGAUGAAUCUAACCUGGCAGCCUAUUCCUUACAACUACCUACCUUCAUCUCAGGACAAGGAACUACAAGGACAUCUAUGUCCAAAGUACCUCGAAGAGUACAACAGAAUAAUAUCUUCUGAUAAGUUUAAGGCCGAAUUCAAUAAAUAUAGUGAUACCGUGGUGUAUCUGAAUAAAAAUACGGGAUUAAACCUUACCUCGUUUCACGAUGUUUAUAACUUGUACUUCGUUCUAACGACUGAAGAAGAGUUUGGAUUGAAGUUGCCAAAAUGGACAGAAUCGGUGUAUCCAGAUUUGGUUAGAGAAAUGGCUAUCAGAGAAUAUCUGACCGGAAGUGGAACGGAUAAUUCAAAACGAUUGGGCACAGGAUACCUGAUUAAGAAGAUUAUAGAAGAUACCCAAAACAGAAUAAAGGACUUAGAAAACAAGCGUGGAAGGAAGAUCUAUCUAUAUUCAGCUCAUGAGUCAAACAUUGCGAGGUUGUUAUUAUUCUUAGACAUAUUUCAGCCAUUACAUGUUCCGAACUAUGGGUCAUACAUCAUCUUCGAAAUACACAAAAAGGACGAUGAAUAUGGAGUCAAGGUGUUUUACCAGGAUUACCUCUCAGAAUCUUUGAACCUUGUUAGACUGCCAGCAUGUCAAGAUCUUUGUCCCUUGGACAAAUUUAUCAAGUUAUACCAAGAUCUAAUACCAGAUGAUGAUUCCGAAUGUGGUUAGUAAACUUUUGUGAUGAAAAUAUACAUUUUCUAACAACCGA